AAGCCGGCCAGCUCGUCUCGAAUAGCCGCCCUCUACAUUGUCUGUUGUGGACGUGUCAACGGUUCUAUAGAAUGGAUGACAUCACAACCCAUGAAGUCGUGGAGUCUGGAGAGAUUGAAAUGACUUGUGCUUUUAUACCGAGUUAUAAAGGAAAAAUCUGAUCUUUAAUUGAUCACUAAUGGCUUCGCCGAUCAUGGCUCCCACCUCUUCGAUCUUUGGCGAAAAGAUGGAAUCCGGGCUGAUAUCUCGUUUUUCACCUUCAAUCAGCGCUCAUAGAUGUAGGAAACAAGCUCUGAAUAGAGUUCUUGCAGUUAUGGCGCCGGCGCAACCUCAGCGUUCUCCAGCAACCACUGGUUCAGUCAAACAUGCUAUGACUAUGACGGAGAAGAUCCUGGCAAGGGCAUCUGAACGGCCACAGUUGGCACCCGGUGAGAAUGUGUGGGUGAAUGUGGAUGUGCUGAUGACCCAUGAUAUCUGCGGGCCGGGGACUAUCGGGAUUUUUAAGAGAGAGUUUGGCCAAAAUGCCAAGGUUUGGGACCGUGAAAAGAUUGUUAUUAUACCAGAUCACUAUAUCUUCACUAGUGAUGAACGUGCAAACCGUAAUGUGGAUAUUUUGAGGGACUUCUAUAUGGAACAAAAUAUUAAAUAUUAUUAUGAUAUCAAGGAUCUUGGUAAUUUCAGGGCUAAUCCAGAUUACAAGGGUGUAUGCCACAUUGCUCUUGCGCAAGAAGGUCAUUGCAGACCUAGCGAGGUUUUGCUUGGCACAGAUUCCCACACAUGUAAUGCUGGAGCUUUUGGUCAAUUUGCUACCGGAAUUGGCAAUACUGAUGCAGGUUUUGUCAUGGGGACUGGGAAGAUUCUACUUAAGAUACCCCCAACUAUGAGGUUCAUACUGGAUGGAGAAAUGCCAAAGUAUUUGCUUGCCAAGGAUUUGAUUUUGCAAAUUAUUGGUGAAAUAACUGUUUCCGGUGCAACAUACAAAUCCAUGGAAUUUGUUGGCUCUACUGUUGAAAGUUUAAAUAUGGAAGAGAGAAUGACAUUGUGCAACAUGGUUAUUGAGGCGGGGGGGAAAAAUGGGGUUGUCCCUGUUGAUAAAACCACACUUAAAUACCUCGAGGACAAAACAACCUUGACUUUUGAACCCGUCUAUAGUGAUGAUUGUGCCAGAUUUAUUCAAGAAUACAAAUUUGAUGUCUCCAAGUUGGAACCGUUGGUUGCAAAGCCACAUUCUCCUGGUAAUCGUGCUUUAGCAAGAGAAUGCAAGGAUGUCAAAAUUGACAGGGUAUAUAUUGGCUCUUGCACUGGUGGAAAGACAGAGGACUUUCUAGCUGCUGCAAAGGUUUUUCUAGCUUCGGGGAAAAAGGUGAAGGUACCCACUUUUCUUGUCCCUGCUACACAAAAGGUAUGGAUGGAUAUAUAUGGCCUUCCGGUGCCAGGAUCUGGUGGCAAGACUUGCUCUCAGAUAUUUGAGGAAGCUGGUUGUGAGGUUCCGGCAAGUCCUAGUUGUGCAGCUUGUAUGGGUGGCCCGCUAGACACUUACGCACGGAUCAAUGAACGUCAGGUCUGUGUCUCUACCACGAAUAGGAACUUCCCUGGAAGAAUGGGGCACAAAGAGGGCCAGAUCUAUCUUGCUUCGCCAUAUACAGCUGCGGCUUCAGCCCUGACGGGCUAUGUUACAGAUCCCAGAGAGUUCCUCCUGUAGAAGGAAACGUUUGCGGCCUACCGUACCAUCCUAGGCUGUUUUAUAUUUUUCUGUCUACUAUCUCCAGGUUUGGUGUCAUUUAGAGUGUACUCUCCUGGAUAUAUCAAUUAUAUAUUGCAGAAAUAUGUAGGAUCCAUAUCUCAGUAAGGGUCUCUUAUCAGAGGUGGGGACUGUGGGGUUCUGCAGAAGAUAAAACCAGAGGGUAUUGUCUAUAGGCUAUUCAGCAUUAAGUGAUAAUUUUGAGUGCUCAAAACUCCUUUCAGAGUAUUAAAAUAUAAAUCCUUUGCUUU
Phoenix dactylifera (date palm) is the source of this 1992-nucleotide messenger RNA. Its product is annotated as 3-isopropylmalate dehydratase large subunit, chloroplastic-like. NCBI's taxonomy places the organism in Eukaryota, Viridiplantae, Streptophyta, Magnoliopsida, Arecales, Arecaceae. Gene Ontology annotation, biological process: amino acid biosynthetic process. The record is from RefSeq and is a predicted model, not a curated record. Gene Ontology annotation, molecular function: 3-isopropylmalate dehydratase activity; 4 iron, 4 sulfur cluster binding.